Messenger RNA from Alligator mississippiensis (American alligator), 533 nucleotides. Its product is annotated as galectin-7-like. The record is from RefSeq and is a predicted model, not a curated record. NCBI's taxonomy places the organism in Eukaryota, Metazoa, Chordata, Crocodylia, Alligatoridae. Gene Ontology annotation, molecular function: carbohydrate binding. Bases 40 to 435 code for a protein of 131 amino acids. The transcript has 3 exons.
GUGGCUGCGUGCUGUGUUUUGUAGUGUACAGGGUGCUCUAUGUCCCCUCCUGGAGCCCCCCCGCCACCCAACAAAUGGCAGCUAGGAAGUUUAGUGCACGUGAUAUGCGAGGAAAUACGGUUCUCUGUGAACUUCAUCUGUGGGGAGGAGCCCAAAUCCAAUAUAGCCUUUCACUUCAAGCCCCGCUUCGACCAGAACUCUGUGGUGUUCAAUAGCUUCCAGAACCACAGCUGGCAGUGUGAGCAGGUGAUGGAGGGGAACCCGUUCAAGCACGGGGCCUCCUUCCUGCUGGAGUUCUACAUCACUGACCAGCACUUUGAGGUUGUUUUGAACAAGAAGGUGUUCGGGCAAUUCAAGCACCGCAUCCCCCUGUGUGGAGUGAAGGUCCUGGAGAUCAAUCCUGAGGUGCAGAUUCAGAAGAUUGAGCUCUUCUAGGUUGUCCCAGAACAAAGAAAACCCCAGUAAUGGGGACCCUGCACUGGGGAUCCUGCAGGGAUCUGCUGAUGGAGGUGGAGCGUUACCAAUAAAGUAGC